AUGGCAGAACUGUAUCCGUCCAUUGCGCAGUGCGCUGUUGUGGCUACAGCGCUCAAGGUGCUGCUAUUUCCUGCUUACAAGUCGACCGACUUCGAAGUUCAUCGCAACUGGCUCGCUCUAACGCAUUCCCUGCCCAUUAAACAGUGGUACUAUGAAAAAACCUCAGAAUGGACUCUAGACUAUCCGCCCUUUUUCGCCUACUUUGAGUGGCUUAUGUCUCAAGCCGCUGCAUAUGUCGACCCAGGUCUACUAAACGUCAAAGAUCUGGGAUAUGACAGCUGGCAGACUAUAUACUUUCAGCGUACUACAGUCAUCGUUACCGAGCUUGUCUUGGUAUAUGCUUUGCAUCUCUACGUGAAGACAUCAAAGUCCAAGGUGACUGCCCAUGCCGCUGCACUCUCCGUCUUGCUGUCUCCAGGACUCCUAAUCAUCGACCACAUCCACUUUCAGUACAAUGGCUUCCUCUACGGCAUUCUCAUACUGUCUAUGGUCCUGGCCCGGAACAACUCGACACUCUUAUUGUCUGGUCUGCUCUUUGCAGCUCUGCUGUGCCUCAAGCACAUAUACUUGUACCUCGCACCUGCUUACUUCGUUUACCUUUUGCGCGCUUACUGCUUAGGGCAGCAGUCGUCCUUCCCGUACUUUACUAUUCGGUUCUUCAACUGCGUCAAGUUGGGAGUAGGUAUCGUUGCUGUCUUCGCAGCUGCGUUCGGUCCAUUCGCGAUAUGGGAGCAAAUACCGCAAGUGUUCAGUCGCUUGUUCCCAUUCUCGCGGGGUCUAUGUCAUGCGUACUGGGCGCCAAAUGUCUGGGCGAUGUAUUCGUUCUCUGAUCGAGUUUUGAUUUACCUUGCCCCGCGUCUUGGGUUACGCGUUGAUCAAGAGGCAGUGAACAGUGUCACUCGAGGUCUUGUUGGGGACACGUCCUUCGCGGUGCUACCAGAUAUUAGCCCUUUGAUCUGCUUUCUUCUUACACUUGGCACACAGAUACCUGUUCUCCUCCGCCUCCUAUACAAACCCACCUGGGAGGCCUUUGUAGGUGCUGUGACGCUUUGCGGCUAUGCAUCUUUCUUGUUCGGCUGGCAUGUUCAUGAGAAGGCGAUCCUGCUCGUCAUAAUCCCAUUCAGUCUGAUAGCACUCCAGGAUCGCAGAUACUUCGGCGCUUUCCGGCCCCUAGCUGUCGCCGGUCACGUAUCGCUUUUUCCUCUACUGUACACGGCAGCUGAGUUUCCUGUGAAGACAGUCUACACUAUCUUCUGGCUUGUACUCUUCCUUAUCGCGUUCGAUAGGCUAGCUCCUGCUUCACCCAAACCCAGAAUCUUCUUGCUUGAUCGCUUCUCUCUCCUCUAUAUCGCUCUUUCAAUUCCACUGAUUGCAUACUGCUCCUUGGUUCACGGGAUAGUGUUUGGCUCUCGAUACGAGUUCCUGCCGCUCAUGUUUACGAGUUCGUACUCAGCAGUUGGUGUGGUAGGCAGCUGGGUCGGCUUUUUGGUAGUGUACUUCGACUUGUAG
Molecule: messenger RNA, 1509 nt
Organism: Alternaria arborescens
Lineage: Eukaryota; Fungi; Ascomycota; Dothideomycetes; Pleosporales; Pleosporaceae
Product: Dolichyl pyrophosphate Glc1Man9GlcNAc2 alpha-1,3-glucosyltransferase
Exons: 7
Coding region: 1-1509 (502 amino acids)
Biological process (GO): protein N-linked glycosylation
Cellular component (GO): endoplasmic reticulum membrane
Molecular function (GO): dolichyl pyrophosphate Glc1Man9GlcNAc2 alpha-1,3-glucosyltransferase activity
Source: RefSeq, a predicted model, not a curated record